GGGAGUGGUAGUGCCAGGAGAGAGCAAAAACUGGUAACAACAAAAACAAAGCAGUCAUCAGGUAGUGGAGUUGCCAAGAAAGAACAAAAAGCUGAUAACAGUGGAAAGAAAGGAAAGAAGUGAGGUUAGAAAAACUAAGCUCCCUGAAGAUGGACACACAAUGAUGACCAAAAGCUAGGAUGGUACAAUAAAUGAGAUAGAUCUUAUAGAGUUUGACGACCACACCCGAUAUCCUUAAAUUGAGAAUAUGUUUUCUUUGUAGUAAAAACUUCUCCAUUUUGCAUGCUUUCGAAUGACAUAUCCAGUUUUGUGUUAGCUACUUUCUUUUUGCUUUAAUAUCAUGGCUGACGUGAUGACAAUGAGAAAGACGAAAAUACUCUGAUUGGAUAUUGAAAUAAUUCACAUGGAAAUACUUAUUUCUAUUGAACUCAAUGUUUCAUAAAAAAAUGAAUUAAUUUCUUGUUAUUUUUACCGAAUAAAAAGAUUAAAUCAAAUAAGUUGAAAGAGAGGUAAAGUCUUCGCUUUGCAUAAUAACAAGAAAAUUCAUAUUCAAGAUGAAAAUCACUUGAGUCUAUUGAUUAACUAUCAGCGGAGUGGAAUCAUGUGUUUUGGGACACUGUUAUUUUUCAAAACAUUAGUUGGGAGAGUCGUGAAACUUUAUAGUAAGUUUGCAUCUGCGUUCACUAUGUUUCUUAUGUUGUUUUUGUAAUAAUUUUUCAACUCCAUACACAAUCGCUGGAGUUCUGAUCACUAACAUUCAAAUAUAUUUAAUGUAGCCCUUUUUUUUUAAAUUUUUUUUCUGUUCUAUGUUAUGAAAGCAAGUAGUUCAAAAAUUGGUUAUAUAAAUAUAAGAUCUCUAAUUCCAAGUCUUGAAGAGUUCAAACAAUUCAUUACCUCGAAUAAUUUCGAUGUUGUAGGUGUAUCGGAAACAUGGCUCAAUAAAACAAUGAACUACGAAAACAUCUUAAUUGACGGAUAUAGGGGUAUCUAUCAAAGUAAAAAUGGUAGAGGUGGAGGCGUGGGAUUAUUCAUCAAGGUAGGUUUUAAUAUCACACGUAUUGAAAACGAGUAUACAAAUAACUCUAGUUUUGAACAAGUCUGGAUUCGAAUGCGUCUAAGUAAGAUGGAUAUUGUUCUAGGAUGUAUUUACAAACCACCGCAAUACAGUCAAUCUAACUUUUUGACAGAUUUUGAUGAUAUUUUAUCCUCAUUAGCACCUCUUUCUGACAAUAUAUGCUGUGUUGGUAAUUUCAAUUUAAACUACCUGAAUUACUCCUCUAAGGAAGUGAGAGAGUUCAACCUUCUGCUCAGUUCCUUGGGCCUGGCCCAAGUUUUUACCAAUUCUACUAGAGUAACAUUAAAAAGCGAAUCCCUAAUUGAUCUGAUCUUUAUGUCUGAUAAUAUGGAAGUGGUCAAGUGUGACACCCUGGCCUCAAUGUUUUCAGAUCACGAAUUCAUUUUUUGUGAAAUUCAAAUACCUACUCUAAGAAAAAAAACAGAAUUAAAAAAAUACAGAAAUUACAAGGAUAUUGAUAUACAGCAGUUCGAUCAGAACUUGCGCUCCAUUCCAUGGCGGAAUAUUCUCGACAUAGACAAUGCUGACGGGAAAGUUGACUUUAUUAACUCAAAUAUAAACGCGUUGCUUGAUCUACAUGCACCAAUGAGAAAGAUUAGAUUGUCGAAGUCUAAAAAACAACCCUGGCUUGACAAUAUUAGACACCUAAUGAAACUGCGUGGCAAAGCCUUAAGAGUCUGUUUACACCACACUGCUUGGGAAGCAGAGGGGUCGCAAUGUGAAGGGUCAAGAGCGGGUGGGCGUCGACUAUCGUAGUAAAAAUAUCGAGACCGUAUUAGGCCCUCAGCCCAGAUAGAAUGAAUUUGUAACGCAUUGGGAUGAUCUCGUUUCUUUCUCGAGUUCUACUAGUGCGUGUCGGAAUAUGCAGCCGCAUUUUCGACAUUUUGAUGAAAUAAAAUUAUUGUCAAAUGGUGACCUAUGAUUAUGGUUGUAAUUGUAAAGACGGUUUCUUUAUAAUAAGAACAGAGUUGAGAAACACGAACUAUUUUUUAGGUCUUGAAAAAGACUCUACUUUCCAUAAUUACUUGAUAUCGAAUUGAGAAUCCAAAUACGCUUUGAUAUACCAUUAUCCUCAUUUUUUGAAUUGUUAAAAACCCUUAUGAAUUGAAUGGAAUGAAUUUUGAAAUAUCUAAUCCGAAUUAAAAAAGUUUCAUUGAGAAUUUUGAUGAACUCAUUUCAUAAAUAUCUACAGUUUCAAGGAAUACAUAAAAUCAUUGAGUAAGUAGAAAUAUAUGUAUCGGUACAAAAAUAGACCAUUUUGAAUCUUUACUCCGAAAUUGUCUUCUUUCAGGUACCUAUGCAAUGCUGAACCUACCUAGAAACUGUCAAAUUGUCCAGGAAUGAAAUAAUACGGUACACAAAAGAGUACCGAAUAACCUUUAUUUACAACUGAUGUUUAUCUGAUGUGGCAAUAAAAUCGUGAAAUAACUCAAAUAAAUUUACACGACAUCACUUCUUGUUAACUUCCAAAGUAUUAUCCUCAAGCACAAUACCGAAUCUAGGAGAGCUUCUGAAAUUUUGUAUUAUAUGAAAUAUGGUAAAAACAAGGUAAUUUGCCAGCCAUCAUUACAUCCGAAUCGCUUUCCUUCAUAAUAACAGACAUUUACUUUUUUUUUUUUUGGAUCCAAUCCAAAACCUUCCAUGAGGAAUCCAUUUUUUCAUUCGAGAAAGUUACAUGAAAAUCGGUCGUAUGGCUCUAAAGAUAAUCAAUGCUGCAAUAGAAACAUGCAGGUAUAAGCGGCAAAAUAUUUUUUCUGUUCGUGACAAAUAAUUCAGGUUUACAAGAAUAUAUUUCCUAAAAGACGGUCCUGAUAGCUACAAGCCACGCCCCUCAGGGAGGAGCAACGAU
This is a messenger RNA of Harmonia axyridis, 2924 nucleotides long. RefSeq lists its product as uncharacterized. Gene Ontology annotation, molecular function: catalytic activity. The record is from RefSeq and is a predicted model, not a curated record. NCBI's taxonomy places the organism in Eukaryota, Metazoa, Arthropoda, Insecta, Coleoptera, Coccinellidae. The coding region runs from base 812 to 1831 and encodes 339 amino acids. The transcript has 2 exons.